AUGACGCUUGUGUGCACCACCCACGGAGGCUUCCCUGAACACCAGGUGACAUGGAGGACCCAUAACCGUACUCUGGAGCGUCACGAGGCUGUCACCAAGACGACCCAGGAUCCUGUAACAGGAAACUACAACAUCAGCAGCCGAGUGAAUGUGACAGAGGGACAGAAUCUAACCUGCAGUAUCUACAACCCCAUCUUCAAUGAGACCCAGAGUAACUUUAUCGUCAUACCAGCCUCACCAGCUGCAUGUGAGAAUGAAGUCACUGGGAUUAUAGGAGAGUCUGUUCUCCUGUCCUGUGACCUGAAAUCAUCCACGGCCAUCGACACAGCAAGACUCCGGUUCCACUGGCAAGAUGAGUCCGAAAGAGUGUUGUACUCGUUCAACAAAGGAGAAGAGAAUCAACAUCAGGAUAGCCUUUACACAAACAGAACUAAAGCCUUUGGGUCUGAGAUUAGUUCUGGGAAUAUCUCUAUCAAACUCAGCCACGUAACACUUGAAGACAAGCAGAAGGUCUACAGGGCUUUCGCUACACUGUUUGGCGAGGAUGAUAAGCAUAUCCACCCGUGUCGCACUACCCUACUUGUGGCAGCACGGUUCCCGACACCCAGUGUGACUGUGAACAAGACAAAUAUGAAUUCCACGUGUUCAACCCAGGGGGGAUACCCACAACCAACUGUCACGUGGACCAUCCAGGACCGUGGGAACCGCACUCUGGACCCGUGGGAAGUACAGACCAAUAUUACCCUGGAUUCUGAAAGUGGACUGUACAGCGCCUGGAGCCAAGUGAAUAUAACAGAAAAUCAGACGGUGACCUGCCAUAUCUUCAACCCCGUUCUGAGAGAGACUGUGAGCAACACAACCAUCGUCAGCCCCAGCAUUAACACAGACCCUGCAGGUUGUGGAGCCAGAGGUGGUGCUACAGGAGCCAGAGGUGGUGCCACAGGAGCCAGAGGUGGGCCACAGGAGCCAGAGGUGGUGCUACAGGAGCCAGAGGUGGUGCUACAGGAGCCAGAGAUGGGGCCACAGGAGCCAGAGAUACAGGAGCCAGAGAUGGUGCUACAGGAGCCAGAGAUGGUGGAGCCAGAGGUGGUGCUACAGGAGCCAGAGAUGGUGCUACAGGAGCCAGAGAUGGUGCUACAGGAGCCAGAGAUGGUGCUACAGGAGCCAGAGAUGGUGCUACAGGAGCCAGAGAUGGUGCUACAGGAGCCAGAGAUGGUGCUACAGGAGCCAGAGGUGGUGCUACAGGAGCCAGAGGUGGUGCUACAGGAGCCAGAGGUGGUGCUACAGGAGCCAGAGGUGGUGCUACAGGAGCCAGUGGUGGUGCUACAGGAGCCAGAGGUGGUGCUACAGGAGCCAGAGGUGGUGCUACAGGAGCCAGAGAUGGUGCUACAGGAGCCAGAGGUGGUGCUACAGGAGCCAGAGAUGGUGCCACAGGAGCCAGAGAUGGUGCCACAGGAGAGGCAGCCGAUCCUCCUCGCUACUCCUCCUCAGAAGAGGACGAGAUCCGUUCCAGUAAGAUCUUCUACUGUCUUUAUAGCGUUCGUAACAGGGAAGUGUACAGCUAUAGUUGAAGACCUGGCCCAGCCAAGGGAUGUGAACACAUUAUGUGGUGAUCAUGGUCAACCUCUGUCUCUUUUCUGCCUGGAUGAUAAGGCUCUGAUCUGCGCUCAAUGUGACUCUCUGGGUCAUAAGACCCACAAAACCACACCUGCAGAGGAACAGAUCCCCCAAAUCAAGCAGAGACUGUUGAAAGAGCUGCUUGCCAAACAGAACAAUGUUUGCACGGUAAAGACGGAGAUUCUCAAAGCAAAGAACACCAUGGAGUCAUUCAAGAUCUCUGCCAGUCUACAGAAACAAGAACAGCAGACAAAUUUCAUCAUGCUGAUCUCAGCCAUCACAGAGGAGCAGAAACAACUGAUGGCCUCAAUGGAGGAGAAAGAGAAAGAGAUGCUGCUGAAAACAGAGGGUGAGGUUCAGAAGAUGGAGAAGAGAUUCAAGAGCUUGGAGGAUGAGGUCACUGGGAUGGAGCUCGUAUUGCAGGGUGAAGAACCUGGGAGGUUGCUUCAGGAUUACAAUGCCCUGCAGAAAGGCUCAGUUGAUGCAUCUCCUUACUGUGUCAGUCUGGACCCAGAGGAGAGACUUGUUCAGGCAGGAGAACUCAAAGAGAUGCUCCACAAGGAGGUUGACAGGAUCUGGAAGGACCAAGGUUCUGCCGCUAGGACAGCUUUACGUGUAGAUCCCACAGCCUGUCGGUGCUCACUGUCAACACUGAAACAAUGUAGGUAUAAUGAAUCUGAUUUGAUUUUAACAUGAUGUUAUAUUCACUUUGUGAAAGUCUCUGGUAUUGAGCAAUACUUCCAUGUAGUCUAAUGGUUCAGUACUCGACAUACACAAUAUCUGAUAUCAGAGCCUAUUGUGUACAGUUGACACACAACACUAAUCAAACUGUUGGAGUGGGUAAACACUCC
This is a messenger RNA of Oncorhynchus masou masou (cherry salmon), 2468 nucleotides long. RefSeq lists its product as uncharacterized. Gene Ontology annotation, molecular function: signaling receptor binding; zinc ion binding. The record is from RefSeq and is a predicted model, not a curated record. Gene Ontology annotation, cellular component: external side of plasma membrane. Gene Ontology annotation, biological process: T cell receptor signaling pathway; regulation of cytokine production. The coding region runs from base 1 to 2313 and encodes 770 amino acids. Lineage: Eukaryota; Metazoa; Chordata; Actinopteri; Salmoniformes; Salmonidae. The transcript is spliced from 9 exons.